CAUAAUGGCCAGCAGAAAAAGGGAAUUAGCCUUGCAGAUGGUUGUCAAUAAUCAAGAACAUUGGGAAGAAUUUCUGGGGUCCAAAGGAUUGAUUGUAGUAGAUGCUUAUCAAGGCUGGUGUGGACCAUGUAAAACAGUUGUUAACCUCUUUAAGAAAAUAAGAAAUGAAGUUGGCGGUGACCUGCUGCAUUUUGCUGUGGGGGGAGAAUUGGUAGCUGUUGUAAGAGGAGCAAAUGCACCAUUGUUACAGAAAACCAUUCUGGAGCAGCUACAAGCAGAAAAGAGAGUCUUGGAUCAUGGAGCUGAGAGAGUGGUGAUUCAUGAUGAAGCCCUUCCUAAACAAGAAGAAAGUGCUACUGUUGGAGAAGGGAUGGAAGAAGACAGUGAGAACGAAGAAACAGACAACCUGGAUCAGAGAUUUUCAGCAGAAGUGAACUGAUGGUGUAGUUUUUCCACCCUGUGCCUUCCACCCUGCUAGCAUUCCAGAAGACCAUACACUUUGUUGUUUUCCUAGGCUAUGGAGUAGAGUGGUUAGAACUUGCUCCACUGGAUAUUAGAUAUUAGAAAAUUUUGGAGUGACUGCCAGGUUUGCCAUCUUGUUCUUCUUUUUUAAAAUAUAAAAUAGUUUGGUUUUGUUGUACAAGUAGUUCUUGACUUAUGACAACUGA
Molecule: messenger RNA, 668 nt
Organism: Thamnophis sirtalis
Lineage: Eukaryota; Metazoa; Chordata; Lepidosauria; Squamata; Natricidae
Source: RefSeq, a predicted model, not a curated record